Messenger RNA from Xyrauchen texanus (razorback sucker), 4797 nucleotides. It is a transcript of the gene dok4, whose product is annotated as docking protein 4. The coding region runs from base 497 to 1495 and encodes 332 amino acids. The record is from RefSeq and is a predicted model, not a curated record. The transcript has 9 exons. Gene Ontology annotation, biological process: cell surface receptor protein tyrosine kinase signaling pathway; positive regulation of MAPK cascade. NCBI's taxonomy places the organism in Eukaryota, Metazoa, Chordata, Actinopteri, Cypriniformes, Catostomidae. Gene Ontology annotation, cellular component: cytoplasm.
GCUGAGAGUGAAAUAGCCGUGGCGUGUGUUUGGUGCUCGAGAUUCAGUCGCGCGGCACCGCGUCUGCUCAUGAAACCCAAGACGACAAACAAGAAGAGUCACUUGGAUUACUGUCAGCGGCUUCGAAAUUGAACACGUAUUUUUCUAAGAACACUUGCUGAUGUUUUUUUCUGUUAGGACACAGUCAAAAACAUUGCAUUUGUUCAGCUUCAAAAGCAGCAGUAUUCUCAGAAGGGGCCGCACCUUCAGCUGAACAUCAUGCAGCAAUCAUGCAGGCGUGAGGAGACACCAAGAACCCUGUUCGUGAAGCUGAUCUGAAGAUCUACAUGAUCUUCUGGAAGUGAAGUUCCACGAAAGCUGCAGAGGAGAUCAAGAAAGACUGGAAGACAAGCGAAGAAGUGAAGGAAGGAGGUCUUUGUUGGAUUGGCUGAAGGGGGAAACCGAAGGGCUGGAUGCUAGCCUUUAUUCAUUCUAGAAGUUCCCAGGUUCCUCAGAGAUGGCCACCAACUUCAAUGACAUUGUCAAGCAGGGCUAUGUCCGCAUGCGGAGCAGGAAACUGGGGAUCUAUCGGCGCUGCUGGCUUGUGUUUAAGAAGUCAUCCAGUAAAGGACCACGCCGUUUGGAGAAAUACACUGAUGAGAAGUCUGCCUACAUCAGAGCUUGUCCUAAGGUGACAGAAAUAAGUAAUGUGAAGAAUGUGACAAGAUUGCCUCGUGACACCAAGCGGCAAGCCGUGGCCAUCGUCUUUACAGAUGACACUUCUCGAACCUUCACCUGUGAAUCAGAGCUGGAGGCUGAAGAGUGGUUUAAGACCUUGUCCAUUGAGUGCCUGGGGAUGCGUCUGAAUGACAUCAGUCUUGGAGAACCAGACCUUCUGGCCGCUGGAGUUCAGUGUGAACACACUGAGCGCUUCAACGUGUUCCUGCUGCCCUGUCCUAAUCUUGACAUCUAUGGCGAGUGUAUGAUGCAGAUCACACAUGAAAACAUCUACCUGUGGGACAUUCACAACCCUCGCACCAAGCUAGUAACCUGGCCACUUUGCUCACUGCGACGCUACGGACGGGAUGCUACACGUUUCACCUUUGAGGCUGGCAGGAUGUGUGACAGUGGGGAGGGCUUAUAUACUUUCCAGACACGGGAAGGAGAGCAGAUCUACCAAAGGGUUCACUCUUCUACACUAGCUAUAGCUGAGCAGCAUAAGAGAGUCCUCAUGGAAAUGGAAAAAAACAGCAAGCUCUUAUCCAAGGGUUCAGAGGUGAUGUCCUACCCCUGCACCCCCACAGCAAUCUUACCACGAAGUGCUUUCUGGCACCACAUCACUGGAACACAGUCUGGGGUGGACUCUGCCAAUGGUGACAUAUAUGGUGAUAGUCAGUUGGGAGCAGACACUGACCUCUUCUCUAAACGCCUUCCUCCUGAACGACACUCAACUCUUCCUGCGACCCAUGCCUGUUCCCAGCCCCCAACACAUUACCCCACUUACCCCACCGAGUGAGCAACUUAGCAGAGAAACUCUCCAGUUUUUUACCUCUAGAACUCCUUCCACACUGCCUUCUGCCCUAAGUUUUUCCAUCAGCUCUUCUUUACCAAGGGCCAGGGUCCAGAUCCAUGCUGCCUGAGCCUGCCAGUGACACUGAGGGCACUUACUGUGGAAAGAGGAAAUGCACUGUGAAGGCUGCAGUGCUUAGAUUGGAGCAGGGCCCACAGACCCUCAAAGCAGGCAUGAGAGAUAAGUAAAAAUGCUAAUUUGUUUGUUAGAACUUACUCAGUUGCCUUCCAAGUGCAAUAUGGACACUCUUGCUGAGUUUUUAUGGGAGUAGAUUGUAGGUUCUUAAUGCUUAUCAGUAGUAUCUCAAAUUCUAACUCUAAAUGCACGCUUUUCGACCCUAUGCAUGUCCCCUGAGGUUAGCAGCUUAGCGAUGGAGGAAUUUCCUAGACACCUAUGUAAAGAAGACCCAUGGGUGUGGUCUGCAUGCAAGAGAUUCUUAGAAACCAUGCAGAUCCAGUAGAGAGGCCUCCAACUCAAUCGAUUUCCAACUCUUUCAGCUUGAACGCUUCUGCUGUUCAAUAUGAACAUUCCAGAAGCUUAUAUUGAUUAAAAGCUUUCAUCAUAACUUGAUUGGUAUGUCUGUAAGACUUUCCCAAGCUCAGAAGACUCAAGAGUACUUUUGUGAUUUCUAAAAUUGGCAUUUCGUACAUGUGUCUAAUUUUUCCUCCAUUUCCCUUUAUUUAAAAUGGCUUAAUUGGACAGUUAUAAUGCACAAAACUGUCUCUCCAGGCUAAGUCUCCGUUAUUUAUGAAGAUAGCCAUUUGGACGAAUGUGAAAGUUAAACUCUUUCACUUCUAGAUUCAUCCAUGUGAUCUAUGUUGUUGUUGUUAACCUUUUCACAGAGACCGACCAACCAUUUUUUCUGGAAGAUAUCAUAAGGGUCAGGCAUGCACAGCGUUAACGCAGAGGGAAACAAAAUAUAUGAAAAUACCCAGUUGAGGUGCAAGGUGACAUCUCUGUUUUAUGAACUAUUUAUUUAUUUAUUGAGGUUUACCAACAAAGCACAAGACAAGUUGCAGUGUAUAAUGGUAGAUUUUCUUUUAGCAGCUCAGCAAUUCUGCAUUCUGUAAAGGAUACAAAUUGGCACUGUAAAUGUGGAGAGGAAUAUGUUCAAUAAGAUGGGAGGCCUCACACAAGUAAUGUCUUUUGCUUUCUUGCUUACUUCCAAAGGCAGUAAUUUCCAUUAAAUAUUGUGUAUCACCAAGGAUUACUAUUGUGAUUUUUAUUUAGCAGAUAUCUGUAUUAUCUGGCUGUACUAUUUUCAAGAUUCUCAGCUUCACUGUUUUGUCACACUGUAGUUAUCAAAUCAAAACACCCCAGUAUGCUGGAGCCACGGCUUACCAAUUAGACCACCUGCUCCAACACAAUGAAUCAGGUUGCUCAUUCGGGCAGUGCGGGUCUGAGUCUGACUCACAUUAUGUUCUUUAUGUUCUCUGUCAUUUUCUGUUCUUUCUUCACAAUCCGUAUCAAUAAAUAUAUCAAUAAUGCAGAAAAUAUACAAGACACUGCAGUAUGCAGCUCAAAACAGCCUGUGAAUGACUCGGUUGAACUACUUUUCUGGUACAGAAUUCACUUGGUUGUGUUGUCAGAUUGUGCUACAGUCCUGGAAGUGUGAUGGCUCCCUACUGCUUUAAAUAUUCACACGCCCAGAGGAGGAACAUUAUUUUGCAGAUUCUAGAUAUAUCAUUCAGCACUGAAAUGUACUAACUCAUAUACACCGAUCAGCCACAACAUUAAAACCACCUGCCUAAUAUUGUGUAUGUCCCCCUCGUGCCGCCAAAACAGCACCAACCCACAUCUCAGAAUAGCACUCCGAGAUGAUAUUCUUCUCACCACAAUUGUACAGAGAGUUUAUCUGAGUUAUUGUACACUUUGUCAGUUUGAACUUGUCUGGCCAUUCUCCGUUGACCUCUCUCAUCAACCAGGUGUUUCAAUCCACAGAACUGGAUGUUUUUUGCCUAAUAUUGUAUAGGGGGACCUAUACAAUAUUAGGCAAGUGAUUUUAAUGUUAUGGCUAUAUAUACAACAUAUGGUAUAUACAACAAAGAAGGGCUACGUGGAAGGAAAGUAGUGAUGAUUAUUAUUUUUACUGUCAUUUGAUUGUAUUGCAUUUAUGUCAGCAUUUGAGCUUAUACUUAAUAAGCUAUUCAUUUUAUUUUGUACGACAAAGUGUGAAGCACAGGGAAUUUUUCAUGAUUUUACAUUUAGAAAAUAGAAAGGCCUUUUUCCCUAGUGUACUUGCACAGAGCCGACAUAAAUUCUUUGUUAAAAGUUUCCAGCAAUUAAAGCAUGUGACAGAAAUAUAGAAGUUGUAUAAAAGUUAUUGUCAGUAUGUACAAUUCAAGAUUGAUGCUACCUUGUAUUGGUUGCAAUUGCACCUCCUAUUUUUUCUUUUGUUUCAUUUCUAUUUUUUCUUUUGUUUUCAUUCAUACCCAGAAUAGUUAUCAGUCGCUCUAUAAUGUAGCAAAUAUCUUCCACUGUAAUGAUAAUUGAGAUGAUUGUUGUGAUGUAGCUCAUGCAGAGAAGCUUUUAAAAGGUCUCUGUUUUGCAGUCUGCAUAAUAAUUUUGAUCUCACCAACUAUUUCACUGCUAUCCAUAAAGACAAUGAUUAAAUGUAUAUAGUCCUAUACACAGGUUUAUAAACACCAAUAGUACAUUUUUCAGAUGAUUUCUAAGAUGUUUUCCCUUAUGUUUAUUUUUUUCUUUACAGAAGCCAUAAUUACAGCUCAUCAGGUUAAUAUAAUCACCUCAAAAUGGAUUAUAUAUUUGUAUAUAAGCAGCCAGCAGGUCCCUGGAGAGUUUCUGGUUUAAAAAGUUCACUGGCAUAGGUUAUUCAAACAGAAAUUCCUGUUGCACAAUACGUGUCUAUUUUCAUGUCUGUUUCUUUGCAAUACAGCAGCACUACUAGGAAGGGAAAUGCUGACAUACUGUGUGUACUAUUACCUUUUUAAAGAAGUUAUGCCAUGAGGACUUGACUAAUAAAGACUGUGAAGGCAGAAUAUUCAUAAAAUGAUGAGUAGAAAAGUGUUGAAAUCUGCAUUAAUUGCAUUUGUCAGAGAUAACCUGUAAAGGAGGAGAGUGAUCAAUUUGAUGCGUUGGAGGCUCUGUCAGUUCUUCAGCAGUUCAGAAUCACCUCUGAGCAUGCUAUCAUGAAUAGGAACCCUUUGCAUGAGUUUUAAUUGAUAAAUGAUUAGUUCUGUAAUAUUUGUGGUAAAGCAUUUUACAAUUUCUUUUUUUUUUUAAUAAAG